Messenger RNA from Meira miltonrushii, 6932 nucleotides. RefSeq names its product putative POL2-DNA polymerase epsilon, calytic subunit A. Gene Ontology annotation, molecular function: DNA-directed DNA polymerase activity; DNA binding; single-stranded DNA 3'-5' DNA exonuclease activity. The record is from RefSeq and is a predicted model, not a curated record. Lineage: Eukaryota; Fungi; Basidiomycota; Exobasidiomycetes; Exobasidiales; Brachybasidiaceae. Gene Ontology annotation, cellular component: nucleus; epsilon DNA polymerase complex. Gene Ontology annotation, biological process: leading strand elongation; DNA replication; DNA replication proofreading. The transcript has 2 exons. The coding region runs from base 15 to 6932 and encodes 2305 amino acids.
CCCAUAUUGUCAACAUGUCAUCAAGACAGAAUGGAUCGACUUUCGGUCUAACGUCGGGACGAGGAAGGGGAACAUUCAAAAGGAGAGGAGGAAGCAAUACACACAGCGGAGCACCAAGACCAAAAACGCAAGAACAAAAAGCGGCUAUAGCAUCCCUACUUACAGGAACAUCAAAUGAAGCAACCUCCAUAGAAGAUCGAUUCGAAGAAGCCAGACAGCGAGAUGAGAUCGAUGCAAAACUAGGUUUCGAACGGUUAGAGCAAGGUGAAUCAAGAGAAGCAUGGCUGGUCAACAUGCAUCCUACCUUGGUACCCGAUAAUCCAUUAGAAGGUCCAGGUCAUGCUACAGGUAAAAGUGCAGUAGACUUUUACUUCAUUCAAGAUGAUGCAUCGAUGUUCAAGAUCACCGUACAAUUCGCACCCUACAUUCUUUUGGGAUGCAGACCAAACACAGAAGCACAUGUCGAAGAGUGGUUACGUAGGAAAUACGAAGGCCUAAUCACCAAAGUUUCUCGCGUAGUCAAAGAUGAUUUAAAGAUGGCAAAUCAUCUUGUCGGACUUACCCGCACAUUCGUAAAGAUUGAAUUUCACAACGUCCAGGACCUGCUAGCGGUACGAAGAGAAUUGCUUCCACUCGCCUUAAAGGCACAGAAAACCGCAAGUGCAGUAGAAACGUAUGCAGAUGUGCUAGAAGAUGAUGUCGGUGCAAGUGCUGCAAUGGUGAUCGAAAUGGAAGAGGAAUUAUAUGGAGCAUCAAGCAGUCGAUAUAACCAAAGCCGCAAUCAUGCCAAAUCCAAAGCUGCACAAAUGAAUCCGGAAGAUUGCAUCAACGAUAUACGUGAAUAUGACGUUCCAUACUAUCUACGUGUGGCAAUCGAUAAUGACAUCCGAGUAGGACUGUGGUACACUGUUUCGUUCGAUGGAGGUGUGGUUUCCAUGGUGGGCGUUCCUAGUCGUGUCAAGCGUGCUGAACCAACUGUUUUAGCCUUCGAUAUCGAAACGACAAAGUUACCACUCAAAUUUCCUGAUGCAGCAUCAGAUUCGAUCAUGAUGAUUUCAUACAUGAUAGACGGACAAGGUUAUCUGAUCACCAAUCGUGAAAUCGUUAGUGAAGACAUUGAUGAUUUCGAAUAUUCACCAAAGGAAGAAUACGAGGGUCCAUUCAUCAUCUUUAAUGAACCAAACGAGAUGGCGCUCAUUCAACGUUUCUUCUCACAUUUCCGUGAGGCAAAGCCAACCGUUGUUGUAACGUACAACGGUGACUCUUUCGAUUUCCCAUUCGUCGAAACGCGUGCUAAUCACCAUGGCAUCAGCAUGCUGAACGAGAUUGGAUUUGCCAAAGACAACGAAGGUGAAUACAAAAGUCGAUCGACCGCACAUAUGGAUUGUUUCCGUUGGGUGAAACGUGAUUCGUAUCUACCACAAGGAAGUCAAGGCCUGAAAGCAGUCACGGUUGCUAAAUUAGGCUACGAUCCUAUGGAAUUGGAUCCUGAAUUGAUGACACCAUAUGCAGUCGAACAACCACAAACGCUAGCACAAUAUUCCGUUUCCGAUGCCGUCGCAACGUAUUACCUAUACAUGAAGUACGUCCAUCCUUUCAUCUUCAGUUUGUGCAACAUUAUUCCACUCAAUCCGGACGAAGUGUUACGCAAAGGUAGUGGUACUUUGUGUGAAACCCUCUUGAUGGUGCAAGCAUAUCAAGGAAGCAUCAUCAUGCCAAAUCGACACACAGAUCCAGUAGGAAGCACAUAUCAAGGUCAUCUACUCGAAUCAGAAACAUACGUUGGAGGACACGUUGAAGCAUUGGAAGCUGGUGUUUUCCGAAGCGAUAUCAUGACGGAUUUCAAAGUCGACCCUACCGCCUUUGAUGAAUUGAUUGGAGAUCUUGACAGCGCAUUGAAGUUCAGUAUUGAAGUUGAAGGCAAAAUGAAUGUCAAUGAUGUCACCAACUUCGAUGAGGUCAGGGACGAGAUCAAGACGAUGCUGGAACAUCUGCGCGAUAAUCCUAUUUUGCACGUCGAGCCUUUGAUUUACCAUUUGGACGUUGCUGCCAUGUAUCCGAAUAUCAUGUUGUCAAAUCGAUUACAACCUGAUUCGGUAAAGGAUGAAGCAGCUUGCGCCGCUUGUGAUUUCAACAGGCCAGGAAUGAAAUGCGACAAAAAGAUGGAAUGGUCUUGGCGUGGAGAAUAUUUCCCUGCAAAGAAGGAUGAAGUGAAUAUGAUCAGACAUGCUUUAUCCAAAGAAUCUUUCCCGCCUCGUUUUCCUGAUGGACCGCGUAGGACAUAUCACGAUCUUGGUAUAAACGAACAAGAUGCUUUAUUGAAAAAGCGUCUUGGUGACUACAGCCGCAAAGUGUACCGCAAAACACACGAAACACGAACUGUGAAACGUGAAACGGUUAUCUGUCAACGUGAAAAUCCAUUCUACAUUGACACUGUGAGAGAUUUCCGUGAUCGAAGAUAUGAAUACAAAGGACUUCACAAGACAUGGAAAAAGAAUCUCGAUAAAGCACAAGGCGGAGGCUCUCUUGCUGAGGUGAUGGAAGCCAAAAAAAUGAUUGUGCUUUACGAUUCCCUACAAAUGGCACACAAGUGUAUUCUGAAUUCGUUCUAUGGUUAUGUGAUGCGAAAAGGAGCAAGAUGGUACUCUAUGGAAAUGGCUGGAAUCACUUGUUUGACCGGUGCAACGAUCAUUCAAUUGGCCAAAGACUUGGUCGACCGAAUUGGACGUCCUUUGGAACUCGAUACCGAUGGUAUUUGGUGUAUGCUUCCAGGAAACUUUCCCGAGAAUUUCACUUUCAAGACGAAAUCCGGCAAGGGGCUUGGUGUAUCCUAUCCAUGCACUAUGUUGAAUUACCUCGUUCAUCAACGAUUCACGAAUCAUCAAUACCAUGCUCUCAUGGAUGACAAAUCAGGUCGAUAUGAGAUUCGCAGUGAAAAUUCAAUUUUCUUCGAACUUGAUGGACCGUAUCGUGCGAUGAUCUUACCAUCCAGUAAGGAAGAAGAUAAAUUGCUCAAAAAGCGAUAUGCCGUUUUCAACCAUGAUGGUUCCUUGGCCGAAUUGAAAGGGUUUGAAGUCAAACGAAGAGGAGAGUUGCAACUUAUCAAAGAUUUCCAAAAACAAAUCUUUGAGAAAUUCUUACUGGGAAAAACACUUGUCGAAUGUUAUGAUGCCGUUGCUCAAGUGGCCGAUCAGUGGCUUGAUGUGUUGUUCAGCAGAGGUUCAACAUUACACGAUGAAGAACUUGUCGACUUGAUCGCAGAGAACAAGAGCAUGUCCAGAACACUUCAAGAAUAUGGAAGUCAAAAGUCUACCGCAAUCACAACCGCUAAGCGAUUGGCCGAGUUCCUUGGUGCUGAAAUGGUGAAAGAUAAAGGAUUGGCCUGUAAGUUUAUCAUUUCCGAAAAGCCUCACGGUGCACCAGUCACCGAACGUGCUGUUCCGGUUGCCAUCUUUAAUGCUGAGCCAAGCAUCAAGCAGUAUUAUUUGCGAAGGUUCUUACGUGACAGUUCUUUGAACAACUUUGAUCUUCGGUCAAUCUUGGAUUGGAAUUAUUAUAUCGAUCGAUUUGGCAGUGUUAUUCAAAAAUUGAUCACAAUCCCAGCUGCUAUGCAAAAGGUAAAGAAUCCCGUUCCACGUAUCCGACAUCCUGAUUGGUUGUUCAAACGAGUUGCCGCAGGAGAUGACAGACUCAAACAACGUAAGCUGACAGAGAUGUUCAAGCCGGGAUCGGAAAAGCCUGCUUUCAGUCGUCCACCGCCUGAGCUGAUUAUCAAAAAGGCUGCUAACGGUCGUAUUGCUCAAGUUGAAGUAGUUGAGGACAUUCCUAUUCCCGAUAUGAAUGUUGAUUACCCCGGCUGGAUCAAGGGAAUGAAGAGCAAGUGGCGCAAGAUGCGAAAAGAACGCAAAGCAAACAAAGGUCAAGGCCGCCUAACUGGUCGUAAAGAUGGUUCGAUGGUAUCAUCAAUGCUUCACAAGCGAUCUCAAAAUAUGGCAGUAGCUGUUUGGGAUCUGGUACAAGUUUGCCCUACCACUAGACAAGGUGAAUAUCGUUUAUGGAUCUCAGUUGAUAGUCGUUUGCAAAGUUUCAAAGUUCGUAUUCCCCGCGUUUUCUACAUUCAUUUUAAAUCCGUUCCACGUCCUGGCACAUUCAACGAUGCUUAUUUGGUUGAAAAUGUUGUUCGGACAUUACCGCGAGGAAAGCCUUGUCGUCACUUGUACAAGGUCACAGUCUCGGAAGAGUUGUUCCUUGAUGAAGAACCUCACUUUUCAUCUUUGAUCAAUCAUCCAAACGUUGAUGCAGUUUACGAAAUGCAAGUUCCGCUUUAUAUGCGUGCUUUGAUUCAACUUGGAAAUUCAUGCUCACUCAAGACUUCAAGUCGUGCCAAGUUCAGUCGUGCAUUGGAUUUCGGUUUUGAUCUAUCAGACCUUGUCAAAACAUCCCAUCCUUCCAUUCAAAAGCAUACUUAUCUCAAUGAUGGAAAAGAUUUCCGUUGGAUCUACAUGUGGCAUGGAUCAAAAGACGGAAAGCAUGUUAUUGGAUUAUUCUCUCAAGGUGCUCUGCAAGUGCAUAUCAUUGAUCCUGCGGGUAUCCGUCAAUUGCCUGCUUUGGAACCUAUGUACAAAGAACGGGUUGACAGAUGGCGUGGUGGUGGCAGGCUAGAAGGAGGAGUUUUCGAGUAUCACGAUGAUAUGGAGAUGGAAGUCAAAAUUCAUACCAGUGCAAAUCGAGCAUGGAAAACCGUUGCAAAAGAGUUGACCGCGAUCCGCAAAUCCAGUCAAACACCAUCGAUGUUUGCCAUUUGCUCUGCUCGUAGCGCGGACUUCUAUGAAUCCAAGAUGGGAGUAUCGAUAAUGGCCGAAACACCUUACCUAAGCAUUCCAGCCGCUCAUCAGGAUGACGAAUUGCCGGCACUGGGUUGGCAAAUGUACAGUGUAAAGAGAAUGUUGAACUGCUACUUGCGAACUUCUCAUUGGAUUUUACACUGGCUUCGUGUUUCUGCCCAUUUUGACGUUCCACUCUGCAGUAUUCGUGGCGCAGACGUUUCCCUUUUUGCUGCAGAUGUCGAUUUCGCAAGAAGACUUACAAGGAAUGACAUGUUACUCUGGUGGAGUGAAACGGGCAACGAUCCUGAUUUGGGUAACAUUCAAAUUGUUGAUAGCAGUAACGCAAUCAGCAGCAAUGAAGCCUCCAACACUCGAAGCGCCUCAGCUCCUUUGGAAAUUUCCAAGCCUGGUGCCUACAACAAUGUGGUAUUCGAAAUGACUUUGGGUCAUCUUGCCUUGAAUGCGGUCUUGCAAAGCGGGAACAUCAACGAUAUGGAAGGCACGGAAGCAAGCGGAUCGAUGGCGUUCGAUAAUACCUCACAUAAUCUGGACGAAUACGCAAAAGGUCCAGUAAACACCGGCGUCAGUAUGGGAGAUGCAGCAGUGACUUCGCAAGUUUUCUGGACGUUGAAGAGUAUGGUAAAAGCGUGGUAUAUCGACAAAGUUCGAAACAAAGGUGCUUAUUCUCAUGCUUUGGCAGACGGCUUUUGGCGUUGGUUGAGUAGUGAAGUUGGCAAAAGCAGAAGUUGUUUAUACGAACCUGCUUUAGCUUCUUUUGUUCGUGCUUUGAUGAGAAAGACUUUACUCCAACUGCUAGCCGAAUGCAAACGAAUGGGAGCUUCAAUCGUUUUCGCCAAUUUCUCCAAACUUUUCAUUUUGACCAGCAAACCGACAGCAGGCAGUGCUGCAGCGUUUGGACGUUACAUGGUCAGCGCAAUCACAUCAAGAGAUCUGUUCAAACACAUCGAUCUUGAAAUUGUUCAUCACUGGGACUAUCUUUUAUGGAUGGAUUCAGCCAAUUUUGGAGGUGUGAUCUGCAAGGACCCAGAACAAGGGAUCGACGAUCAGGGCGUUGAGGAUAUGCAGAAGCCGUUCCAUGUGGAUAUGAACUGGAACAUUGCAUCCUUCCUUCCACACAUUGCACAACAGAAGUUCAAUCUUGUCAUUGGAGGAUUUAUUCGGAGAUUGUACGACGGUAAACGUAAGGCUUUUGCUUCUCAUUCCGUCGAUAGAACGCCUUUGACUGCGAUCAAGGUCAACGCUCCUCUGACGGGACAAGAUGGAGAUGCAGAGGAAGACGAAGAAGGUAGUGCUGCCGCAACCUUAGCGAAAGAGUUGCUUACCAAAUGGGUAACUCGUAAAAUGUUAAUCCAAACGCAAGAUUUGCGGGAUCAACACGUUAAACUUGUUCAUUCGUUACCGGAAGAUUUCGAAGCUGAAGAAGAAGCCUUUGAAGGCUUAUUUGCGGAAUGGAAGUGGCCCGAGUUACCAGGUGGAAGUUUAUUGAACAGAGCUUCUAACUUCAGUGUAACGGACGAUGCAAUUCCUCCUUCGCCUGCUUUGGAAUUCGUGAAAGCAACAAUGGCGAUUCUCUCCUUGCAAAAAGAAGCCCAAGUUGAAGUUGGAAUCUGCCGAAGAAACGUUCUCAGCUUAUUGGGUAUAGGAGAAUUCAGUCCAGAAGCGGAUUUCACUCAACCAUGUCAAAUUCUCAAACCAACACCAACGAUCAUUUGUACGGCUUGCAAUGAAGAACGUACGCUUGAUUUAUGCAGAGAUGCAGACUUAUUAAAAGCAACGCAAGAUGGACAACAAUGGAGAUGUAUACGUUGUCAAAAUGCGUAUGAUCGAUCGGAUAUUGAAAUUCGAUUAUGCAAAAUUGCACAAGAAUCAAUUCGAUCGUUUGUUUUGCAGGAUUUGCGUUGUUCUCGUUGUCAUACUUUGCGAGAAGGUAAUGUUGGCCCUCAUUGUCCUUGUUCUGGACCUUGGGCUUUGACGCUUUCUAGAAGGGAUGUACGGAAUAAGUUGAACUUGUUACAACGUAUUUCCCAAUUCCAUCGCCUCUCGGUUUUGGAGGAGGCUGUAGAAGAACUUAUCACAUCAUGUUAA